AUGCCUUACAUCAUGGAAAUCUACACCGACGGUGGCUGUAGACGCAACGGACGAUCAGAUGCCAUCGGUGCUGCAGCCGUCGUUUUCAAGAACAGAUUUGGAAAAUGCACCGGUUGGACACGCUCCUUACCGCGAUAUCCCCCACCCACAAACCAGCGGGCUGAAAUCACGGCUAUCAUUUUUGCGCUGGAGAAAGCCCUGGACAAAUUCGAGAGGCUGGACACAAAUCCAUAUCUGGAGAUUGAAAGAGGAAGGAGACGUGGAGUAUAUCUGGAUUCCGAGGGAGGAGAAUCAGAGGGCGGAUGA
Messenger RNA from Aspergillus oryzae RIB40, 306 nucleotides. RefSeq names its product ribonuclease H family protein. The record is from RefSeq and is a predicted model, not a curated record. Bases 1 to 306 code for a protein of 101 amino acids. Lineage: Eukaryota; Fungi; Ascomycota; Eurotiomycetes; Eurotiales; Aspergillaceae. Gene Ontology annotation, molecular function: nucleic acid binding; RNA-DNA hybrid ribonuclease activity. The transcript has 2 exons.